UCUUGACCGGCUCAACAGCUGAAAUUGCUGCUGCUUCUGUUGGUGAGAAGAAUCCGAUGGAGACUGUCCAACAAACUGAAGGUGAAGGAAAGGGACACAAGGUGCUUGAAACAGAAGCUUUGGAAGAAGCCUCAGAGGCAGUGGCCAAGGAAGCAUCUGAAGAGGGAGCAGUUGUAGAAGGUGAGGAGGAGGUGAAGUCUGGAGAGGGUGAGAAAAGUGCAGAAGAUGCUCAGACUCCAGCUGCUGAAGAAGUGAUAGCGGAGGUGACAUCUGCUCUGGCUGCAGCUGUGGACAAGGAGGCAGCGGCUGGAUCUCAUCCUGAGGAAACAACAUCUCCAAUGCCCACUGUGGACGAGGCAGAGGCUGAAGUUCAACCUGCUCCUGAGGAGGCCAUCGCUGCUGAAGAUGCUGCUGAAGAUGAGGCUGUCUCCUCUGAAGAUGCUGCUCCUCCCGAGGAGGCCACAGUCACCGGUGAAGGUGCCCCACUGGAUGAGAUUUCAUCAGCUGACCAGGCAGCAGCUGAAACAUCUGCAGAGGAGACAGCUGAAGCUGCUGUCAGCACAACUCAGCUGGCAGCAGCCUCCGUUGGAGCAGACCUAGAGGUUCUUUCAGUUGCAGAAGCAGAGCCUACAUCAGGAGCUCCUGUGCAUGAGGAGAAGCCCUGCCACUCCUGCCACUCUGCUCCCUCAGCAGGAGAGGAGGUGGCGCCACCUGCUGCUGUAGGAGAGGAGCUGAUCGCCGACGGAGCUGUGGAUACUUCACAAGAAGCCAAGGACGCAGCCUCAGCACAAAAGACAAAGGAGUCCAACUGGACUGUAAAACGCUGCUCAGUCAUGUAAUUUUACAGUUAAGAAGCCAUGGAGGCGACGGUGGUGGUGAUAGCCCAGUCGUGACGGGACAGACAGUGUGCCUUCCACAACACUCGCCUAUCUGUCAACCAAGCCAGAGCGACCGGCGGAAAACAAAAAACAUGAAUAGAGGUAGUCACAGGUGUAACUGACUCGAACGUCCUUUCUGAAAUGUUAUCAGAGUUGUCUUCUGUAUUAGUGCUUGUGAGGUGAUUCCUAUCAUGUCCUCUAGGUGCCACUGUUGCAAAACCUUUCAUGAUCAGCUGAGGCUUCUUUAAAUCUUUCAGUAGGCAGUGGAAGUGGGUUACUGUAAUACUGUGUUUUAUUUUAGUACUGUGAUAGACCACUUUUAUAGAUAAUAAGCUUGCCAAUGUGGACAAGAAUUUUUAAUGGGAGUGUCACCUCAGUGUGAUUUACCUGCUCAUAUCAGCUCACAUACAUGUAAUAACUUUGUUUCAGAACCAGAGUUACAAAGUUCUUCAAAAUAUUUACAAAAAACAAUCUUAAAACAGUAGAAUGUUUAUAAAAUGAGAACUGCACAAAUAGAUGUAUAAAUGUGAGGAAAAGCAUCAGGUUUAAUAACAGAUAACAAAAUCCAAAAGAGGCAAAUCACAGACAAUGAAGUGAAGAGCAGGGGCAUCUUCAGAAUUUUUUUUCAUAGGAGUGGCCAUAUGGGGGCCACUAAAAAUAUUGGGAAUUUCCAGUUUUAUUAUGCUGUUGUCAAAUAUUGGUUACUUAAAAAAAUGAGAAGAGAAGAGAAGAGAAGAGAAGAGAAGAGAAGAGAAGAGAAGAGAAGAGAAGAGAAGAGAAGAGAAGAGAAGGGCAGGACUAUUUAUACACCCGGGGCUAACCGGUUUUGUGUUACUCUAACGAAAUGGUACUAAAACAGGAGAAUGAGACACAGGUGAAAGUAAUCAGGAUAUUCAGACAGAUGAGUAAAACCCAAAACAAACUAUCAAAAUAAAAUAAAAAAACAAUCCACAAGACAGGAAGAAACACUGAGGGAAGUAAGCAUGUGAGAAAUCCAUCUAUCCAUCCAUUUGAGUGUGAGUUAUCUUGCCUGUUGUUACAGGCUGUUCAGUUCUUUUACAACACAGUGAGAGCUUGGUCCGUAUUGCCAAUAAUAAGUUGGAUUUAGUCCUGAUCGCAGUUUGACAGCCAGUGCUGUCCUCUGUCGGGGAUUAUAUUCCUAAUUUCUAUGGACAGGAUUUCUGUGUGUAGCCAAGCACUGGAAAGUCUCCGGUUUUGUGGCUGCUCGAUCUCAAGUGCUUUGAGUGCUCAAGCAGAGUAGAAAAGUGCUAUAAGAAUCAGUCUAUUUACCAUCUAAUAUCUGUUUUUAUGGAUGUGGUUCUGUUGGCUUCAUCAGGUGACCUCCUCCAGCUCGCACUGGGGUGGUUCGCAGCUGAGUUUGAAGCAAUGAGAAUGAAAAUGAUCUCCUCUGAGCCUGGGUGGAGUGCUCACUCUGGGUGAGAGAUGAGUUGCUGUGCUAAGUGAAAGAGUCUAAGUAUCUUGGGGUCUUGUUCACAAGUGAAACGAACAGGAGACUGAUAAACAGAUCAGUGUUCCAUCCGCAGUGCGGACACUGUACCGGUCUGUUGUGGUGAAGAAAGAGCUGAGCAUGAAAAUAAAGCUGUCCAUUUACCAGUUACCAACCUUACCUAUGGUCACAAGCUCAAGGUAGUGAAUACAAUAAUGUCAUCUCAAAUACAAGUAAUGGAAAUUCCUCUAACUUAGAAAUCGGGUGAGGAGCUCAGUUAUUUAUGAGUGGCUUAGACUGGAGCCGCUACCCCUCAGCACUGAAAGGAGCCAGCUGAAGUGAUUCAAGCAUCUGACUACGAUACUUCCUGGGUGCCCUCUGGGUGAGGGCAGACCCAGCACACGCUGGAGAGAUUAUAUCGCUCAGCUGGCUUGGACACAUCUUGCUGUCGCCAUAAAUAAGGUGGAGGAGGUGCCUGUGUAGAGGGAGGUCUGGGCUUCUCUGUGUAAGCUGCUCCCCCACAAUCCAAACCCAGAUAAGCGGCAGAAGAUGGAUGGAUGGAUGGAUGGAUGGAUGGAUGGAUGGAUGGAUGGAUGGAUGGAUGGAUGGAUGGAUGGAUGACAAUCUUUUUCUCAUAAUACAAAGGCAGGUACUUACAUGACUGUCUUAUUAUCCAUAUAUAUUAGAAUUUUCUAGGUUUUAGUCUUCCUCUACAACUACAAUAAAAAAAAUAAGUGGGGUUUAAUUUACUCAAAGGAAAAAAGAAUUUUGUUUGUCAAAUGGCAGAAAAAUAUUGUGGUUGUUUAUAUUUUAGCUUCUGCAACAAAAGUUUGCUUUGAGUGGUUUAAAUAUUAAGUAUGUGAACGUCAGUGCUUCCAGUUAUGUAAGAGUGACACAAAAGCUUUAUUUUACAUACAGAAAUAAACAUGUUAUUGAUGCACUUUUCCUUCUUUUCUGAUACCACUAGCACCUAAAAUAGUUUAGAAAAAAGUGUUGAAAGGUUAAACACACAAACACAGACACAUAUACACACAUACGGAGGUGAAAAAUACCUGAUGCCAGAAAAUAUCCCGUAAACACACUUCCACAUCCAUACCAACACCUGUCUAUACUUACACAAAUCUCCAUUUAUGUGCAGACUGGGUAAGAGAAUAAGAGAAAAUGAUUGUAGAUAUACAGAUUGAAACUUUGUUUAAUAUAUUUGCAUAUUAAACAGUAACUUUAAAGCUUGUAAUUAGCAAAUUGCUCUGCAAAUGACUUCUCUGUUGUCUGAUAAUGUGCUCAAAUUUUAAAUAAAGUGAUGUAAUAACA
Oreochromis aureus is the source of this 3636-nucleotide messenger RNA. RefSeq lists its product as uncharacterized. Bases 57 to 839 code for a protein of 260 amino acids. Lineage: Eukaryota; Metazoa; Chordata; Actinopteri; Cichliformes; Cichlidae. The transcript has 3 exons. The record is from RefSeq and is a predicted model, not a curated record.